Molecule: messenger RNA, 657 nt
Organism: Aspergillus lentulus
Lineage: Eukaryota; Fungi; Ascomycota; Eurotiomycetes; Eurotiales; Aspergillaceae
Product: MARVEL domain-containing protein
Cellular component (GO): membrane
Source: RefSeq, a predicted model, not a curated record
AUGUGGUUCAUCGUCCUCAAGCUCCUCCGCAUCGGCGUCAAAGAAGCCAAAAAGCACAAGGCCAAGAAGAACGCGGCCAACACCACAACCACAACCGACCCCGAAAGCAUCAACCUCGACCGCGGCUCCAACAUGCCUUUCUCCGCCGACUCCACCACACUCCGGAAACCCCUUAUCACUCUCCUCGAUACCAUCCUCCGCUUCAUCCAGUUCGUCUUCGGCCUCACAGUCAUAGGCCUCUACGGACGGGAUCUCCACGGCGAAGACAAGGCCCCCGCGAAAUGGGUGUAUGCGGUCGUCACUGCGUUCCUGGCUGCCAUGACAGCAGCCGUCUACCUCGUCUUGCCGUUUGUGAUGAAGGGGCGGACGCCGGUGGCGCGGCGGCCGAGAGUGCAGCUGCCGCUGUUUGUCUGGGAGAGUGUGCUGUGUGUACUUUGGUUGACGCUGUUUGGGAUCUUCGGGAAGAUGUAUAUCGGGGAUUAUAGUGAGGGGGAUAAGGUGAAGCGGAUGAGGCAUGCGGUUUGGGUGGAUCUGGUGAAUUUGGGGUUGUGGGUUGUUACCAUGGGGUGGGUUGGGUUCAGGUGGUGGAGAGGGCUAAAGGGGGGACAGGAGCGAGGGGAGAGGGAGAUGGAGGAUGUUGAGAAGGCUGGUCCUUAG